UUCUACAAGUGUUAAAGAGUGACGUGACAACAAUUUUUAAUUCUGAAAGUCAAUUUUGAAAGACAGCUUCGAAAAUGAAGCUGGUAUUACUCACAGCUUUAGUACUUAAACAUGCAGGGCACAUCAUAGCUAAUGAGCACUAUGGAUUCCCACCUCAAUUCCAAAAACCAAAUUCAGGUGUAUUUGCCUCAGACAGUUCAAUUUAUCUCCCACCUGAAUCUCACACUCCUGUGCCUUAUUUUCCAAUAAAAAAUUCAAAUAACCUACCAUUUCCCUAUUUACCACCAACCGGUACUAAAGCACCAUCAAUUUAUCCAUCACCGUUCCCGGUAAUUUUGUCAUCUACAUUAGUCCCAAUAUUCGAUGAAGAUGAUGAUAAAGAGCACGAAGAAAGAAAUAAAUUAAGAGUGUCAUCGACACCACACCCUCCGCCGCAAUUCAAAAGGAAUGUAACCGAAAAUAAUCAACACGCACAGCAAUCCCAACAAGCACAAAGAAGGGAAAUGAGACAAAUGCCCAAAAUGACGAAUUAUCAUAAUCCUAUUGAUAGAGUUGAUAUGCGGUUUCCAGUCAGAGAUUUUCCCACGGGACCUUCAACACCGAACCCAAUAAAUCAAACCCCAAGGAAUAUGAUAAUAUCGGUUGAUACGCACAGGAACGAUCGCGGGUUAGACCAGAUUAGAGCAGCUUCUGCACAGAACCCUCAUUAUAUUCCUGCGGGAUUCGCCAUUUCUUCGACAACAGAACCGGCAAUACCCAUACUUCGAUUGUCAAAUGAAAUGGAUUUGGAUGGGAGUUUCAGCUACGAGGCUCUAGGUGCAGAUCAAACCCACUACGUGCAACACAGCCAUAUGGAAAAUAUGGGUACUGAAAAAGAAGAACAAGUCGUGGAAGGGUCAUAUUCAUACGUCGGUGAUAAUGGCAUAACUUACACCGUUAAUUACAUCGCUGAUUCAAAUGGUUUUCGAGCCAGUGGAGAACAUUUACCAGUUGCGCCACCUAUUCCCGAAAUCAUUCAAAGGUCCGUUCAGUAUAAUUUAGCAGAAGAAGCUAAGAAACCACCGAAUCUAAGGUCCUGGCAAGCUGACGAAAAAGAAUACGAUAAUCCAUUGGACAGACAUAACUUCGCGCCACCACCACCACCACCAAGGAACCUAUUUACAGGCAGAACUCCAGAAGCAUUUUCCUACAAUUUCGCUCAAGGUUCUAAUAAUGAUAACAAUUUAGCUGCAGCAGCUAGUUCCCAAGUUCAGGUCAAAACAAACAGUGAUUUUAAUAUCGAUCCGUCACGUAAGUCCAACGGUCCAAUUGCACCGCAAAUAACCUUUGUUGCUUCUCAAGGCGCACACAUGCCGUCCAUGAAUAGUGCUCAACAACAGCAAUCAAUAUCGCGAGUAUUUUCGAAUGAGAAAACCGGCAUGCCCCAAUUAAUUAAUUACGAUGCAGGUAUGAAGGAAGCCGAACAAGAAGCAAACAAAGGUUUAUGGCGCUGGCAAUAUGGACUAAACUCGAACAACGGGAAUCAGGGUCCAGAAAAGAAUACAAUAUCGAGAUCGUUCGGUGAAGAUGACAUCAUGAUAAAUUUUAACGAUAUGAGCCCGGAGCAAUACACAAAAAUGUUGCAAUCAGAACUUGAACCAGACUCUAAAGAUAGCAGCGCUCCCUCAGAUUUUAGUAAUAAUCAACUAAACAAUCAAAAUAAAUACAAUAUGGCCAAUCAAAUGAACCAGUACCAUAAUAGCAAUGAAAAUAAUUACUAUACAUCAAAUAAUAACUAUCAACCCGCAGUAUCAACAGAAGCAUCAUCUACUUAUUCUAUGACAUCCAGUAUCCCGGAAAACUACUUUAGUAAAGAGAGUAGUACGGCAUCUCAGUCCACUACAAAUACUUUUAGCCAAAACAAUUACGUGUCACCAAAACCAGUAACAAAUUCGUUCGAUUAUAAUGAAAAUCCUGAUAACAUUUAUGAAUCAAAAAGAAUUAAAGCUCUACAUUACGAAACCACUACAAAACCUAGCUACAAUAUGAACUCAAUACCGGUUUCUAGUCAAGAGCAAAAGAUUUCUUACAACAACAUUUGGUCAAACGCUAGAGAUUUAGAGCAACACUUACAAAGUGAACCUAAAAGUAUUACUCAAGUGCCACUAUUCUACAACAGUAUUAGCGUUCCGAAAAAUAUCGAAAUGUAUGACCAGAAAUCAGAAUUUGUACCAAUUAAACCGAUAGAGGAACAUCAAACUACCACAACCACUACCACAACGACCACUACAACUGCACUCCCAGAACCUAGCACGGAAAGCCUAUUCAAAACAAACUUCUUCCUCAAAAAUUUAUUCUCCCCUAAAAAACAAGAACAAAAAAAUAUGAAUCAAAUUGCAGAAGAGCAUAAAAAAAUCGCUCAAAACAAAGUUAUAGCUGAAACAAAAGCCGACAAAAUUACAAAAUUCAUUCCGUACCAACCAAAACCUCACACUGAAUUGAAAAGUUUAAAAAAUAGGAAGCCUAUGGAGUUAUCAGAUAUGGUGAAUUUCAUCAAUAUGAAGAACUACUUCGAAUCCAGCAAAGUCAAACCUAAAACGUUUAGUUUUAAUAAUAAUUAUGAUAAUAGGAACGAGCAACGUUACCUUCCCACUCAAUAUGACUUACAAGAAGAUCGUGAUGAAGAAUAUAGCGUACCACAGCCAAAACAAGCAAGCAAUUUACGAAGUUAUGAGGAGCAGGAUGAAUUUAGAAGUCCACCACAGCUUAGAAAUAACUUGCAUAGUAGUUUGAGUCAAAACGAAGAACUACGGGGGAUAAUAAAGAAUUACAAGGUGCUACAGCGCAAUAACCAUGCAAGGCAUUCCGAUUUGGGUUAUCAAAACCGCAAAGAAUCGAAUCCUCCAUUGGUUAAAACACUGCAGGCAGGUUUGCCACCAUUAGGACGUGCAGGGCCUUCUAUGAAAACCUAUUUACCACCUACAUACGUUUAAGUUUUACUGUGAUCAAAUUUUCCGAAGUGUUGUUUUGUAAAUAAGUUUUCUCACUGCAUUUAUUAGUGUUAGUUGUGAACAAAAAUAAAAAAAUAUAAAAAUUA
Messenger RNA from Ostrinia nubilalis (European corn borer), 3076 nucleotides. It is a transcript of the gene CPR20, whose product is annotated as probable serine/threonine-protein kinase DDB_G0282963. The record is from RefSeq and is a predicted model, not a curated record. NCBI's taxonomy places the organism in Eukaryota, Metazoa, Arthropoda, Insecta, Lepidoptera, Crambidae. The coding region runs from base 75 to 2972 and encodes 965 amino acids. The transcript is spliced from 4 exons.